UGUCAAUCUGAGGCGGACUUGGGUAAGAGCCUGCAUCAUGGAUGGAUGUGAAAGCGACCUAGUUCCGGUGCUGAUCUCCCAAGCCCUCUCGUCACUCCCACUGGGAUAGGGCGUAGCAAAUAUCUCAACUUUCGCCAUCACAGGCACCUCUUUCAUCACAUCUCAAUCACUCCACGAGCGUUUGCAGAAAGAUCACACGGAUUCAUUUUCUCUUUGUCUUUGCUGAGCACCUGUCAAUCUUAUGCGUGUUUCCACUGUUGGCGUGAGACAGACUCUGUCAUCCAUGAAGUGCAAUAACAUCCUGUAGCAAAACGGGCUGGGUCUCGAAUGUACCUCGACGUCACUCUGAGAAGAUUUGAGACCCUUUUGCGUGACUGUUUGUGUCUUUCGUCCUGCACUCCACAGUGUACAUGAACCAAGACGUUUACACCAAGCAUUCACCGCUUCGUCCGUACCUAAAUCAGGACUGUCUGUGUUCGUGUACGUGAACACCAGAGUCAUUACACCACCUUGUGGGACUUUCAAAAGGAACAUAAGAUAUUCAAGCCGUUCUAUUUUGCGCCACGCAACACAUACACAAGCACCAAUCCGUCAAUCCAUCAGUCAAGGACAAAGGCAUCAGUCUCAUCUUGCGAUCCUCCACUUCCAUCAGAGAUCAUGUGUGUACGUACGAAGACAUCUUAUGGAUGUGGACAUGAAUUCAAGACCACCAAUCAAUGUCACUCGUCACGAUGUUCCGGGCUGGAAAGAUAUCAAUUCCCCAGAGAAGGCGAUUGCAAGACUUGUAAAGAAGGUGGUCAAGCCAUCACCCGAGGUCGAGAAGGUAAAGGUCGAUAUGCCCAAGAAUUGAGCAGAAGACAGCAGCCGAGAGAAUGCUCGAGUGACCCCACGCCAUUGACAAUGGACGUGGGUGGUGGAAUAAGUCCUUGGGCGCCACCAAUAAAACGAGAAAAGGAAUGGCACAGUCCUUCAAGGAAGAAGGCCGAUGACGCUUGGCUGGAAGAGCAUGCGGAGAGGAACAGCGACCUGCAAACCAUUCGAGAGUCGAUUUCCGCUUAUUCAGAGUCUGAUCGAGCCUCCACGGCCCAAUUGUCACCUAGAAGCCACAGUCGUCGACGCAUCAAUGAAAUCGAGGAUGACGACCACCACCAUCACUACGACCGGGAUGCUGACGACGACUACCGGUACCAGCGAGAAGCGAGGCCAAGACGCCAGCAGGUAGAGAUCAGGAGCACACGCGAGGAUCACGAUCGAAGAAGUAGCCGACGCCCAACCCACCAACGACACAGGCAUGACAGUCAGGAAAGCUUUGACAGUCUGCACAGUACGCGAUCGUCGGCUCGAAAGUACAAGCCGGCGCCGACUUCAUACACCGCGUACGACUACUAUGAACCAUAUGAUUCCGGGUAUGGCUCUUACAGCUCGAAAGCCUCUCACUCUCGCGGCUACGAAGUCGCCAAGACAGAACCAUACACAUACUCACCCACUCCUCGUGUCGUGAGCAUCAAGCCACCUUCCAUGUCAUCGUACGGCGCUUAUCAGACCGGCUACGGGGUCCCUCGGGGUGUUGACAUCGUCACCAGAAGUCCAAUGUACGCGCACUCCAGCCGAAGAUACUAAACUCGACACUUUUGGUAUGAACAACAUCUUGAAGUUCGGCGUUACAUUUCCCCACAAAGAGGGACAGCAUUGAGAAUGGAUCAUCUACAGGAUAGGAUCCCGGGUCACACUGCAUUCUUGUUCCAGUCAAGACUUCUACCUCUGCGAUGCAACGGCACUUACGACCUUACGAGAGGUGGUUUUGAAUCUAGGAGUUGGGGGAGAUGCUCGGUCCUACUCUUCCAGAAGGAAUUUGGUUAUUUGUGCUUGUUUGAUUCGACCUUAUACGAAGGAUAGAGCCUCAUUGACCUAACAUGUUCGGAAAGCUCUUUCCAGUGGACGGUGGAUAAUAUAUGUAUGUGGGAGUCAACUUCAGGAACAGCAGGGCAAGGGUUCGGGAGGGGAUGAGUCUCGGGAUUGGUCCACAGUGAAGCUCCCUUUCUUGCAAGCUGUUUGAUAGGGGGGCGAGGGUGGGCACAAUGUGCAUUGUGCAUGCUUGUACGUUAUGGCUACGUUGACAGCGAGUCGAACUCAGCGUUCUCUG
Molecule: messenger RNA, 2143 nt
Organism: Exophiala xenobiotica
Lineage: Eukaryota; Fungi; Ascomycota; Eurotiomycetes; Chaetothyriales; Herpotrichiellaceae
Exons: 1
Coding region: 658-1620 (320 amino acids)
Source: RefSeq, a predicted model, not a curated record